Molecule: messenger RNA, 470 nt
Organism: Ilyonectria robusta
Lineage: Eukaryota; Fungi; Ascomycota; Sordariomycetes; Hypocreales; Nectriaceae
Exons: 1
Coding region: 76-390 (104 amino acids)
Source: RefSeq, a predicted model, not a curated record
CUUCCCGAAACCGAGACGGUGUCUCUGGUUUCUUGGGUGAGAGCUGCACGAGAUGAGACGUACCGCAUUGCGUGGAUGCGCAUGUUUAGGGGCGGUCGAUCACACCGACCUCGAGGCCUUCUGGGGGGACCUGGCGGCUUACAGCUUACAGGCGUGAAUGCGAUGAAUGCGAUGUGCUACGUCGUGUGCAUCUCACGAUCGGUCUCGCGAUUGCGGCCAGACGGUGCGUCGCUUCCACGCCUUCCAACCCACUGCCACGAGGACAGCACCACAGACGGUUCCCACUGGCCACCCUCUACAAACGCCACCAGCAAACUGAGCGGCCGCCCGCACAUGUCCCUUCACGCCCUGGAGCCCACAAGCCGAACAGGCUGCACGGAUUUAGAGUGAUGCCCUACCAGCUAGCGCGGGACCGGCUGACGGGCAGCGGGUUGGUGGGCGGGUUGUCGGGCUGCUCGAAGACUCCGAAU